UCUGUCUGUCUGGCUGGGAGCCUCGUGUCUUCGUCGAAUCACUCGUUUCGUGUGUUCUUUUCUGCGAUCGAGCGACGAUCCAAAGAAAACCUACGGGCUUCGUAGAAUCGCAGCUGCUCGAUAUUGAUCCACUCCUGCGAACUAACUAACCAGCGCACCGGGCUACCGAAGUAGAAUUGACGUCGGGUCGAGGUGCGAAGGGAGCCUUCAGUGGCGACGCGAGAGGUUGCAAGAAUAGGACGGCUUGGAAAACAGCUUUUGCUGCGAGAAGUGCGUGUGCCUAUCUUCUGCGGGGGAAGGGGGCGAAAGUUCGAACAGUUUUCGAAGUGGGAGAAAGAUUCGAGAGGCUGGCACUCAGUUUUGUGGAGAUGACUAGGUUUAACACGGUGGAACUUGCGACGGACAGGGACUUAUGAGGCUCGGAGAAGCGGUUGGGUAGGCCUGAGUGAGACUUGCAUUUUAGAGGCCGAGCAGGUUGUAGAAAGAAAGACUGCUAAGUGCUGUGAGAGAAGUGGCACAUGUUUACACCUCAAAAAAGGGCUCAGCCGAGCUGGGCUCUUCAGUCCUCGGGUGAAAAGGCGAACCGGAGAGAUAAGGGCAAAGUAAUUAGUCCCGAUGGAAGAGUCGGAGGAAGUACUCCCAACUCCACCACAGAAACACUGACCAGGACUGUGGUGGAGAGGAGUGUUGUGGAGAUGAGUAUGAUGGACGUCGCACCUCCUGUAGCGUCUCUAGAUGGACGAGGACCAGAUGGCGUUCAGUCAGAGCCUGAAAUUUGGCGUCGUUUCCAGGAGGCUGGUGCUCUUGAUGUGGAGUCGCUCGAGAAGAAAGAUCGAGUGGCGUUACUGGCCAAAGUUUCCACAUUAGAGGCUGAGUUAUACGACUAUCAGUAUCAGAUGGGACUGCUACUGAUGGAACGAAAGAACUGGAACAUCAAGAGCGAGGAGUUCAAGGCAGCCAUUUUAGAAGCGGAGGAAAACACACAAAGAGAGCAAGCUGCCAACUUGAUCGCCCGUGAAGAAGCGGAAAGACGCGAACAAAUACUCAAGAAAUCUCUGGAGAUAGAGAAACGAUGUGUAAUUGAUCUGGAGAAAGCCUUGAAGGAGAUGCGUGCUGAAGCAGCGGAAGUUAAGGAAUCUGCUGACAAGCAGGUGGUCCAUGCCCGAGAGAUGGUGUACGGAAUUGAUGAAAAGCUUCAAACAGCUGACGCAAAGUUGUAUGAAGCGCAAGCUAUCCGUGCAGAAGCUAGUCGCAGGCAUGCAGAGUCCGAGAGGAAGGUGCAGGAGGCGGAGGCACGUGAAGAUGCCUUGAGAAGAGAGAGGCAGGGUCUUUACGCCGAGGUGGAAGCUCGAAAGCAAGAACUAGAUAAAGAGGAGCAGAGCUUAAAAGAUUGGGAGAAAAGGUUACAAGAAGGGCGGGAUCGAAUUCACGAGGGUGAGAGGCUGCUAAAUAAAAGAGAGCAGUCUAUCAAUCAGCGUGAUGAAGAAGUCAAGCGUCUGGAGAAGAAGCAGCUUGACAUCAAAUCGGACUUGGAAAGAGAUAGAUUAUUACUGCAAAUUAUGGAAGGAGAUCUCAAUUCACGACUCGCAAUCAUAACAGAGAGGGAGGAGACUGCACUCGAAAGAGAGGUAUCUAUUGACAAGAAGGAACAGGACGCCUUGUUGACACAGCAAAGGCUUGCAGGUCGAUUAGUGGAUUUGGAGGAGCGCGAGCAGCAUUUGAAGAGUAUGGAAGUGAACAUAAACAAUGAAAGAGAGCGCUUGGAGAUAUUGGAAGGCACCUUGAAGCUGAGAGAAGAGUCUCUGGUUGAAGAAAGAGAUGAUCUGGUUAAUCUGAGAUUGACCAUCGACGAGCAAAAGAGAGAGCUUGUUGCUUUAAAAGAAGAAGUCGAGUCUGCGAAAGCAACGCUCGAGAAGGAACGGAUGAAGCUAGAAGCGGAUAGGGAAGACUUCGAGAGCAAAAAGGAUUUGGUCGAGCAAAGGUUGUUGGAGAUUGACCAGAAGCUCGAGAGCAUUGCCCAACGAGAGGUUCAAGAUCACAAACGGAGCACUAUGCUGAGUGAAAGGGAAGAAAAUUUGGAACAAAUGUUUCAAGGAAUUGCAGUGAAGGAACGAAUCGUCAAGGAAGAGGAAAGUGCGGUGGAGGCUGAACGGCGAAGACUUGCCGAGGAAAAAGAGGACCUGGAACGAGCGAAGGAAGAAAUAGAAGAUAUCAAAGCGCAACUUGCUUUGGAGCGGCAGCAAGUGCAGGAUCUCAAAGACAAGUUGAAGAAAGACCAUGAAGCAGAGAUGCAUGAAUUGGCGGAAGAGAGGAAUGCGUUGAGGAUGGGUGAGGAGCAGGGAAGGAAGCGACUCCAGGAGGAGAAGGAGGUUCUCCAACAACAGAUCGAAGAUGAGAAGCGCCAGAUUACAGCGGAGAAGGAGAGAUUGAAGGUCAUUGAGGAGGAGAGAGAAGAGUUGCUUUUGGUUCAGAAGCAGUUGAAAGAAGAAAUUGAUGAGUUUAGGGCCCGCAAACUGCGUGUGAGCAAUGAGCUGGAGGAGCUGAAAACGGAAAAGGAAAGGUUUGAGCGGGAGUGGGAGUUACUCGAUGAAAGGAGGGAAGAGUUGAAGAAAGAAAAGGAGAAGUAUGACGAGGAGAGUCGAACAAUGACGGAGUGGCUCCGGACCGAGGAAGAAAGGCUCAAGGCCGAGAAGCAAGAAAUUCAUGUUCAGUUUUUGACUAACUCAGAGGAUCUUAGUGCAGAGCGAGAGGCCUUUAUCAAGAGAAUGGAAAGAGAGAGGGUGGAAUUAUUUUCAAGAGUCGAGAAAGAAAAGGAGGAUAUAAUGAGAAGUGUAGAUCUCCAAAGGACGGAGCUUGAACGGAGCGUCGAGAAAGAAAGAGAGCAAUUCAACAAGUUGGCUGAAGAGAGGGAACUUCGACUUUUUAAAGAUCUUGAGCGUGAGAAAGAGAAAAUCAAGGAAGCAAACGAAGCUCUGCUGAGAGAAUCCGAGUUGAUCGGGUUAGAGAGGCAGAAGCUUGAAAAGGAGAGGCAUGAGAUUCUAACUCAAAGGGACAAUGCAGAGAAAGAGUGGUCUGAAAUAAGGAAGGACAUAGACCAGUUACAUAUCCAAAGAGAGAAAUUGAAGGAACAAAGAGAAGCUCUGCAUAAUGAGAGGGAGGAAAUUCUGCAAGAAAAGGACACUGUGCAGAAAGAAGCGAACAGGUUGAGGAAAAUGAAGUACGAGCUGAAGGAAGGAGAGAGCAGCCUUCGGUUUUCUGAUCAACAACAAUCACAAAGGAGGGGCCAGAUGGGUCAAGAUGCCGAAGUCUUAUCUCCUCCUCAGCAAGGCCAGUCAGUCGUGAGAGAUUCUGGGAAAGAACUCACACCGAAGACACCACCAGGGCCAGGUACUAGUACUGGAGCUGAAGUUACUCCAAGUCGUAAGCUCAUCACUUCUCCAAGUGCCGGAUUGGGUUGGUUGAAAGCUUGCCUUUUUAGGAGCGCUGAGAAAACAGCUGGACCUUCUACUGCUGAAGGACAGGCAGUUGCGCAAGGGCAGAGAAGUCAGUCAAGAGACGUCAGACAGCGAUUGUUACAGCCCUCCAGAAGCUUUAAUCAAUCACAAAUAGCUCAAGCGGUUGGAGUUGAUGCAGUAGGAAGUGUAAAGAAGCGGGUGAAGCGGGCAAAGCGGACUGGUCCCAUGCAAGUAGUAACAGAAGAGGCUCGGCAAGGAAACUCACAAGCUGACUGGACUGGAAGCCAGAUGGAGGACAGGGAAGCAGAAGUCAUGUCUGAAGCUGAUGGAGGUCGUAAUCAGGAAGCCCUUGUACCUGAGGAAGGUAGCAAGGGCAAAGAUGCAGAAGUCAAUGACAUCGCGCAGACCUCUGAGCCAAGAGGGGCAAAAGGUGGUAGGAAGAGACGACGGCAGCCAGUGAAAGAAACCAGCCAAAAUUAUCUUGAGAACAAUGAAGAAUCUGAUUCUGAUACCGCCGGUGCUACCAGGAGAAAGAGACGCUUCAAAGAUAUCGAAGUGCUAAGUGGAUAUAAUGGGGAUUCUGGCCUCGACACUCCUACAUCUCAAGCAAACACACCUGGCGGUGGUCGGAGAUACAAUCUCCGACGUUCCACGUUAAUAAAUACCAAGGCUACACAGGCUGCUUCAGCACAAUCAGAAGAGAGAGAGUUGUCAGCUCAACAAGAGCGUUCUCAGAGGAAAAAGGCUCCUCCUGCCUCAAUUCCUGAAGCUUCUGGCGACCUACCAGAAGUUUCCUCCCCUCCACCUUCUCAAAGAGAGGUCCGGCCAAUGACGACCAUCACUUUGUCCACGUUAGUCAUCGAAGAGACCAUUGUGAAAACGGAGGUGACAAAUGGUAUAGUGGAAGGGAAUGAGUUGGAAGGAAAUGGGUCUCCUGAAGAAGGGGUUGGUGUUCUCGAGAGGGCUUCUGAUGAGCCCGUCCAAGAGCAGCAUGAAGGGUCCCAAGAUGGAGCUGUCCAGGAGCAGCAAGAAGACCCUCAAGAAGAAGCUGUCCAGGAUCUGCAACAUGAUCUGCAAGAGGUAAUCGGAGAAGGUCUACUUGCGGGCUAUGAAUUUGGUCAGGGGAGUGCAGGUGUUCAGCUUGAUGCUCGUAAUGGAGAUGGAGAAGAGCAUGAUGGAGACGACGGGGAUGGAGAUGAAGGGGUUUUAGAGGAAGAAGUGGUGGAAGAGGUGGAAGAGGAAGAGCUAGAAGAUGGUGUCGAAGCUGACGUGGAGGAGGUCGAAGAAGGCGGAGAGGAAGUUGAGGAAGUUGAGGAAGGGGAGGAUGAAGAGGAGGUUGAGCUGGAAGAGGAUGAGGAAAUGGAAGAGGUUGAUGAGGUAGAGCCUGAGGAAGAGCAGUCUGAGUCACAAGAAGAAGCAGAGACACCCAAGCCAACAAUUGGACAAAGGGUCUGGGACUUCUUAAUCACGUAAGGAGUACGAACGUCCGUUGAUGUGCCUUGAAUCAGCUCCAAUCUUACGCAUUUGCUCUUGGUGAUGUGUUCUCCACUGAAGAACCCAUGGAAGCUAGCUUUAGAUUAGAUCUCCGUUGCCCACAUGACAGCGCCGUAUUACAGUGCAUUGUCAUGGGGGAUUAGGUGUUUGAAUAUGAUCUUAUUUAGAGUUCGAGUUUUGCACUGAGGAGUUGCACAUUAUUGUUGUACAAUGGUAGUCACUUAAGUAGAUCUGUUUGUAUUUUGUGGAACUCUCAGCUAUAUUAUUGGUACCAUCCAUGUGAUGGGCCCAGGAGGUAGCAUUACUGCCUUUCAGUUACUGAGGAAGCAUAUGCCAUGCAUUUCAGGUUCUUUGUAAUCAUCAUUUUGUGAAAGUAGCUGAAAUGCUUUUUGUACAAACUCACUGUAAUUCUUUCUGUACCUUCAACUGGCACACAUUUUUUG
Messenger RNA from Marchantia polymorpha subsp. ruderalis, 5392 nucleotides. Lineage: Eukaryota; Viridiplantae; Streptophyta; Marchantiopsida; Marchantiales; Marchantiaceae. The record is from the annotation of a GenBank genome assembly.